This is a messenger RNA of Micropterus dolomieu (smallmouth bass), 679 nucleotides long. RefSeq names its product dickkopf WNT signaling pathway inhibitor 3b (gene dkk3b). NCBI's taxonomy places the organism in Eukaryota, Metazoa, Chordata, Actinopteri, Centrarchiformes, Centrarchidae. Gene Ontology annotation, cellular component: extracellular region. The record is from RefSeq and is a predicted model, not a curated record. Gene Ontology annotation, biological process: negative regulation of canonical Wnt signaling pathway; multicellular organism development. Bases 23 to 469 code for a protein of 148 amino acids. Gene Ontology annotation, molecular function: receptor antagonist activity; co-receptor binding. The transcript is spliced from 5 exons.
UGUUAUUUCCACUGAAAAGACCAUGUGUUCAGAAGGGGAGGAAGUUGUCUUUGAGGAAUGCAUGGUGAAUGAGGACUGUGGUGACCUGAAAUACUGCCUGUAUGAGAUAGAAAACUCCAGAUGCCUCCCCUGCAUAGUAACAGAUAUGCCCUGCACUAAGGAUGAGGAGUGUUGCUCAGAUCAGAUGUGUGUUUGGGGCCAGUGUACGGUCAACGCUACCAAAGGAACAGAGGGAACCAUCUGUCAGGGUCAGAGUGACUGCAGGUCGGACCUCUGCUGUGCCUUUCAAAGAGAGCUGUUGUUUCCAGUCUGUAACCCCAAACCGGAGAAAGGGGAGUCCUGUCUGAGCCACCCCAACCUGCUGAUGGACAUGCUGGCCUGGGACCAGGAGGGUCCCCGUGACCACUGCCCCUGUGCUGACGACCUCCAUUGCCAACCUCACGGACGUGGAUCUGUCUGUGGAGAGUAGCACUGGAGAUGGAGAGAGCACGAGAAAGUUAUACAAAACUCUGUCCAGGAGCUAUACUUAACAUAACCUUCACCAAAGAAUGGCCCUGCUGAUCAACUGUUUAUAUAAAAGAAAAGGAUGUUGCUUCAGGACAGGACUUGCACUGUAUUAUUUAUGCCUUACAACCAAUGUGUAUUGCAUAUCAUGACGGAAAUAAAAGACUUGCAUUGA